Messenger RNA from Ceraceosorus guamensis, 261 nucleotides. Its product is annotated as DASH complex, subunit Dad4. NCBI's taxonomy places the organism in Eukaryota, Fungi, Basidiomycota, Exobasidiomycetes, Ceraceosorales, Ceraceosoraceae. The transcript is spliced from 3 exons. Gene Ontology annotation, biological process: attachment of spindle microtubules to kinetochore. Gene Ontology annotation, cellular component: mitotic spindle; DASH complex. The record is from RefSeq and is a predicted model, not a curated record. The coding region runs from base 1 to 261 and encodes 86 amino acids.
AUGGAGAAUCCGCACGAAGAGCGUCAAACGCUGCUGUUGGAACGCAUCAUCAAGAAUGUGGAUCUGCUGAACGAUGCGCUGUUAGAGCUGGAUCGCAGCGUAGCAGAGAUCAACACGCACAAUCACGAAAUCACCAUCGCUUCAGAGUUGUGGGAAGGCUAUCGACGUAAUGUCGCUUUCAACCUCGCCAACAUGCAAGAGGCUCAAGGACAGGGACAGGGACAGGGACAGGGACAAGCGUCCACUUUCAAUGCAUCCUGA